Paramecium sonneborni is the source of this 3034-nucleotide messenger RNA. Lineage: Eukaryota; Ciliophora; Oligohymenophorea; Peniculida; Parameciidae. The record is from the annotation of a GenBank genome assembly.
AUGAUUAGUGCUAAAUUAUAAAUAUCGGAAAUACUUCUAUCAGACCUUCUACUAAUUCUUGCUGUUUCAUUUGGUAUAACAUAUCUCUAUUUAAGAGUCUUUUGUAUAACCUACUAUUCAAACUCUCAUCCUUGCAAGCAUUAUCAUUUUCUUUACUUUCAUUACGGCUUUCUAUAAAAUACAAAAUUUAAUACUCAAAAAGCAAUAAUAAAAAUAACUUCACAUAAUAUUUAACCUGAGACUUUUAACUAUCGUUUUAUUUUGUGCACUCUCAAAUUAAGAACUAACUUUAUUACUCAUAAAUCAUUUGGAUUUAUAGUUCAAUAUUAAAAUAGCUAUCCUAAGUAAAUUAACACUUUCAGCUAUCUUAUAUGAUUCUUCUAAUCUCAUUACACUACCUAAAAAUUUAGUAUUCUAUUCUUAUUUUUUUUUUGUAUUUCUACAGAUUGGAAUACAUUAUAAAUAUACAUAGAAUCAACAAAAUGAGUAACUACCAUAAAAACUCACUUAGGAUGCACCCCCAACAUUUCAUGCUAAAUCUUAAGAAAUUAAAUCGUUUAGAUAAGAUGAGAAUUCAAAAUCACCUGGAAUGUCAUCUUCUGACAUUAAACCAUUAUAAUUGAACAGUGUUUAACAAGUGAUAAAUGAAGAUGAUAUUAUCAUGACUAAUAUGUACUAAUGAGUGUAAAAAGAAUUAAGGUCGUGGAUUUCAAAUCAGUCUGUUUUAGUUUACAAUGUAGAAUUUACUAUUGUGUAUUAAACAUUCUAUCUUGGAAAAUUAUAGAAAAACAUAGGUGACAAAUUAGAUUGCGAAGCUAUGUUUUUGGAAUCUACCAUAAUAAUUGGGUGUAAAGAAAUAAAUGAACUCUUAGGUUAAUCAGGAUUUAGUGAUUCAAUAUUUAGUGAGUAAAUUUAUAAAGUAUAACAUUUAGCGGUUCAUUUUUAUUAAACAAUUUAAAUGAAAUUCAUAAAUGUAAAAUCAAAGGUUAGUUUUCACUUAAGGAUUUAACUAACUUAUUAAUUAAAGAUUUUGAGAAGUAUACAAAUUUAUUAAUAUACAAUAGAUGGAGAUUUUUUACUCUAACAAUAUUCAAAGUAAAAAAUGAUUUCUUAGAUUUUGAUGGAAUUCAAAUAAAAUUAUUUGUUAAUUAAAUAGAAAAUCACAAGUUUGUUCUAUUUAGUCUUGAACAUAUUCCAAUACCUUCAAAAAUGCAUAAUUAAGAAACAAACCUAGUUCUAUAAAACAUCUAUCUCACUUUUUCUCAUGAAUCAAUUAAUUAUGUAAAUUGUAUUCUCACAUAUCUUCUAAUACUUAUUCAUCAUAUUGAUCAAUAAAAUAAUGAAACAAAUAAUUAAACUAUUGUAUUUUUUACAUUAAUUUUAGAAUUUUGUUACCAAGGACAAAGAAGAAUAUUUUAUUAAUUGUUUAUAAAAUAUGAGAUAUUCAAGUUAAAGAUACACAUACUUUUUGUAUUCCAUGAAGGAUUAUAUCUUUUAUCUAACAAAUCAAUUAUUUUUUAAAAUGAAUGCUAUAAGAAUGGAAGAUCUUCUUGAUGAAUUACUCAUCAAUUUUGAACCUGUUUUACAACUCAAACAAAUUAAAUUGACAACUAGUGUAGAUUUAUAAGAUGGUAAUACAACCAUAUUUAGUGAUGCUGAUAGAGUAUAAUUACUUUAUAUUUUAGAUCAAAUAAAUUAUUACUUGUUUACUUAAUUAUUUUCUAUAAUCCUCAUCUAAAAGUUCUAUUAAAUUAGAAAUUAAGAGUUAUACUUUAUAAGGAGUAAUGAUCACUAUCAAAGAUACUAAAUCUGAUUUUGAUGAGUUAACUAAACAAAGAAUAAUAAAUUUAACUAAAAUCUUAAAUUAAUAAUUUAAAAACUAAAAAGCUGUUAAUGAAUUAGAUUUUACUAAUCCUUUAGAAUUAUAAAUGAGUAUUCUUUUAUGCUGGUAAUUGGCAGGUUCAUUCAAAAGAGGAUUAGAAUUUUUAAUUGAUAGUUAAGGAUUUUGUACAUUUACAUUUGUAAUAGAAUCUUAAACUUCUUAAAUGAAAUAUCCAAAUUCUGCAGCUGAUACUGGACCAAUUAAAAUAUUAGGCAAAAAAAAAUAUUUUGAAACAUCUUUAUCUUUAUUACUUUAAGAGAAUAUGAAUUCAAAUAAUCCAGGAGGUGGUGAAUCUAAAGUAUUAUCAUUCACUUAAUUGUCUAAAUAAUUUUCAUACAAACCUACUGAUCCAAUAGAUCUAUAGAGUGCUUAUUUUUCUUAACUUUCUAAAAUUCGAUAAGAAACUUCAAAUUCUAAAGCAUUUCCUAAUAGUGGCACAAUUCAUAAACAAUCAAGAGAACAUAGUGGAAGUUUUUCUGGAACUUUAAAAUAAUAGAUAUAAUCAGAUAGUAUUUAAUAAAUAACUAGAAUUCUAAAUAGAAACAAUUUGAGUGUUGUAGGUAAAAUAGAAUCUCCUCAUGAAUCCUAACGUACAUUUACUCUUAUUGAUUUUGGUCAAACAGAAUAAGCAGCCAAUUAAGUAAGAUUGCCUGAAUUCCAUCCAAAACUCUUAGCACAUGUCAUUAAAUAUAGAUUAAGAACUAAUUGUUGUUCAAAAGUACUUCUAUUAGAUAAUGAUCCAUUUUCAAUUAUUGUCUUAUAGAAAGUACUUCAGAAAUACGAUAUCAAAUGUGAUUAUUGUUUUAAUGGUGUAUAAGCUAUGGAAAUCAUAGAAAAUAAAAAAAAUCAACCAUGUCAUUGUGGAAAUCGCUUUUAUUUAUUAUACAUUAUCGAUCUGAAUAUUCCAGUAUUUUAAAUAUUUAUAUUAUAGAUUUUAUAAGGAGGAGAAUUUGUUUAAAGAAUUAAAUAAAUGAUGCAUAUGGGUAAUAUGGAUAAAGGUUUUGCUAUUGCAACAGCAACUUUAGUUGAUUUAAAUAGUAAAUUGGAGUGUUUUCGUAAUGGUAUGGAUUAUUUCAUUACUAAACCAUUUGAUUUAUUAGAGAUUAGUGCAGCAGUGACAUACCUUGAUUUUUGAAUAAUUUUGUAUCAUAG